Molecule: messenger RNA, 5215 nt
Organism: Penaeus monodon (black tiger shrimp)
Lineage: Eukaryota; Metazoa; Arthropoda; Malacostraca; Decapoda; Penaeidae
Product: atrial natriuretic peptide receptor 2-like
Exons: 22
Coding region: 51-3773 (1240 amino acids)
Biological process (GO): multicellular organism development; protein phosphorylation; cell surface receptor protein tyrosine kinase signaling pathway
Cellular component (GO): signaling receptor complex
Molecular function (GO): ATP binding; transmembrane receptor protein tyrosine kinase activity
Source: RefSeq, a predicted model, not a curated record
CGAUUAAGCGCCGCCGUGUAUAUGUCAGCGGCAAGGAAGAGGUGCUGACGAUGCUGACGUCGAGCCAGGUACCGCAGCAGCUGAUGACCCGCAUGGUGGCGAUUUUCCUGAAGGAGUGCCUCGGCUACGUCAACCUCACCAUCACCACCGUGCCAGAUACCUUCGAUCCGGACAGAGUCAUCGACGAAAUGAGAGCCAGCAAACCGUCUAACGCAAACAGGUCGGACGUCAAAGUACCCAAUGCAAUGGUAAACUUGGAAGUGUGGAUACCACCUGGCUACAACCUCGACCCCCUGAAUGCGGAUUUUGAAACGAGCAGCUUCCUUGGUUCCGGUGGUCGCUUCGGAUGGUUCCUGCCAGGGAGACUUAUCUAUGACCAGGAUUUCAUUGUGGAGCAUUGGCGAGCCUUCACCGACCACAAUUCGCGCGCGCUCUACCUCUUCUCACGCACACCGGAAGAGUUGGUCCAUUUAACAAGCAAAAUGAGGAACCCAGAGACAGGGAAAUUUUACUGUUUGGAGAAUUAUGGUUGUGAAAAAGGAAUGUACACCCCAUCUUGGUGUCGCAAAACUGGGCAGGAGUGCGCUAUCCUCUUUGCUUCAUAUGCAGAUUUCAACAUCACCAAGUUUCUCCGUGAACAAAUUGAGACCAUGAAAGCCUAUGUAAGAGUAGCCUGGAUUGGGCCUAAUCUCAACCACAAGUUCAUCAGUAACAACACCUACUACCCUGGUCCCCAUGGUAUGCGCUCUGUUCUCAUUUUCCACUGGUGGCCGUCUGUUCUUCUGGAGCCUUUUGACUUCAAGUCUGUUGCCUUUUCACCAUGUAUCGACAGUUCUGUGAGAAUUGAUGGAAAAAGCCCAUAUCAGUGCAAAUAUGAGAUGCAUCGCUUCCAUAAGUUUGUGUGGAAGAAGCUCAAAAGAUAUGCAAAAUAUGCUUAUGAUGCUCUUCAUAAGAUAAAGAUCAACCACACUGAAUUGAUAGACCUCAUGCACACUUAUAAUGAAAAGCAACCAAAGACCAAUUCAACACUAGAUGAGGUUGCCUGUCAGUGGAUGAAAGAGAACAAGGACCGAUGGGACAACUGGCUGCCAGUAGGUGACCUUCCAGAGCUGACUCUUGUAGGCCUUUUUCCCAUAAAUGGAAGUGACGGAAUCCAUAACAAAUUUCUUGCCCCGGGAAAUGUGUUUGCAAUGUUCAUGGCCGUAGAAGCCAUCAACAAAAAUAGCAGCAUUCUGGCUGGUCACCAGAUUCACGCCAUUAUUUUAAAUGGUGCAUGUGAGCCAGCUAUGGUCAUGCGUCAGUUCAUUGAGAUCAUUCAGCAGUCGUCAAGUGGAGGAUUCUACAACAACCUGGCGGGCUUCGUAGGUCCAGCUUGCUCAGAUACUGUGGAGCCAAUUGCUGGGGUGUCCAAAUAUUUCAACAUGCCAAUCAUCUCGUAUGGAGCAGAAGGAGCUAUAUUCUCAGAUCAAGAACACUACCCAUAUUUCUUCAGAACAAUUCCAGAAAAUAGGAUUUUUCGAUAUGUGUACAAUCACUUGUUUCAACGACUCAAAUGGACAAGGGUUACAUCAUUUACAGAGGACGGCCAGAGAUAUUCUGAAUAUCUCACUUCUCUAAAUGACCUUCUUCUGGAGAACAACAUUUCACUGUACAACUACAAAUACCCUCAAGAGCGUGAAAGUCAAAACAUGAGGAAUUAUUUAAAACAGUUAAAGGAGAGAAAGUCAUUCAUUAUUAUUGGGGACUUUUAUCAAGAUGUUGCCAGGGAAGUAAUCUGUGAUGCUUACCAUCUGAAGAUGACUGCGUAUGAGAACUAUCAGUGGUUCCUCCCGCACUGGUACUCAAAAGAUUGGUAUGACACUGACAAGCUCACUGGUAAAAAUAAUGUCUCUUGCACAACUGAGCAAAUGCUCUAUGCCCUUCGUGGUCACAUGUCUCUCUCAUACAAGUACUUUGCGGAUGAUGAUGAUAUCAUGCAAGAAGGAAGGACGGUGAAGGAGUGGAGACAUGCAUAUAGCGAGGUAUGGGCAUUCAUAAAGAAGAUUCAAGCUCUUUCAUUCAAUGGAGUAUCAGGACACAUCAACUUCACAUCAGGAGCUUCAAGGUUAACAGACAUCAUUGUGUGGCAGUUUCAAGGAGAAGAAUAUGUUGAAGUCGGGCUGUACCAUCCUGGAUCUUCAAGUAAUGAUAGUGGAAGACUGGAAAUGAGCAAAGUGAAUGAACUAAUGUGGAUGUCUGGCACAAAGCCAGAUGAUGGAAGCAACAAAUGUGCAGUGGAAGGCUUCAUGAAGUUACUAAAUACCACCUGUUCAAAUGCCCUGAUAGUCCUGUGUGCAAUAUGUUUUGGUGGUCUUACGCUUUUGCUGAUUAUUUGUUUCCUCUUCUUCAAGAGAAGAUAUGAAAAGCAGAUCCAGCAGAUCCAAGAGCGUGGUCGACCGCUGUUUGAGAUUUUUGACGGUUGGGAGAUUCAGAGGGAUAAAGUAGUCAUUAAUCGCAAACUUGGGGAAGGAUGUUUUGGAACUGUGUAUGGAGGAGAGUGUCAGUUUGAUGAUCAAGGCUGGGUUGCAGUUGCAGUGAAAACCUUAAAAGUUGGCUCAACUAUUUCUGAGAAGCUUGACUUUCUGUCAGAGGCAGAAAUGAUGAAAAACUUUGUCCAUGAUAAUAUAGUACGUCUUUUAGGUGUCUGUACAAAGAGUGAACCUAUCUACACUGUGAUGGAGUUCAUGUUAUAUGGUGAUCUGAAAACCUACCUCCUUGCCCGAAGAAACUUAGUCAAUGAAAAGAAUCGCAAUGAUGAUGAUGAAGUUAGUAACAGACGGCUCACUUCCAUGGCUCUUGAUAUAGCAAGAGGAUUGUCGUACUUAGCAGAUCUUAAGUUUGUCCACAGGGAUGUAGCAUGUCGUAAUUGUCUAGUAAAUGCAAAUAGGACGGUGAAGCUUGCAGACUUUGGCAUGACCAGGCCAAUGUAUGAAAAUAAUUAUUACAAGUUUAAUCGCAAAGGGAUGUUACCAGUUCGCUGGAUGGCGCCAGAAUCUUUGACAGAUGGCGUCUUUACUACCAUGAGUGACAUUUGGUCGUAUGGUGUCCUGCUGUAUGAGAUUGUCACAUUUGGAGCCUAUCCAUUCCAGGGAUUGACCAACGACCAAGUAUUGGAACAUGUCAAGGCAGGACACACUAUAGCCAUACCUCGGGGAGUUAAACCGCAGUUAGAUGUCUUGCUGAGAAUGUGUUGGCAUCGGGACCCAAUGAAGAGGCCUCAUGUCACGCAGAUCAUUGACCAUUUGACAAACUAUCCACGCUUGAUAUCCCCAUGCUUAGAUGGGCCACAGUCUUCAGUGCAAAUAGAGGACACCAUAUCCUUAGAGCUAAGGAUUCCUGAUAAGGCGAGAAAACUGUCGCUAUCUAUCAACACCAGGUUACCUCAGGUAGCAUCCUCAAGUCGGAAGCGAUCGAUGAGCGGAAACAUGGUGAUGAACAUGCCUCCACUCACCACCAGCCUCAGUGAGGAUGGCAUGAUCUCAGCGCAUUCCAACUUGGACGCCCUCAACUUGAACCACGUGAUGCUUGAGGAAAAUGAAAUGGGAGAGGACCCUUUGUUACCCCCUGCUCAGUACGUGUCCUCGAGAUAUAUGACAAUAGUGCAUAAAGACCGUAAGGACCACAAAGACUACAAAGACCAUAAAGAAAAGGAAAGUUUAGUGAGCAGACAGCAGGGGGACUACUGCACCACAGAUAUAUCCCGUGAUUUAUGGACGAGUGUCACGCCUGUAUAGGGUAACGCCAGCCUAGGCAAGUCUAAGUGACCAAAGUAGUGUUCUAGUGUUUUAGAUGGCAAAGAUACAGCUAUAUAUUGCAGCUUCUUUUUUGAGAAGCCUGAGACCAGAUCAUAAGCAAGAAAGCUCAUAUAAAGUACUCAGAUGCUAAUCUUUUCUGGUCAUUAUAUUUUAUAUUAUUUAAGUGGUAUUUAUGAGAUUUUAUUCCCUGUAAUUAUAAAGAUAAUGAGCACAGAAGAGAUGCUUGCUGAUAUUGGCUUGUACUCAACACUGUGGAUAUUGACACUGCAGAUGGCAUCUAUCAGUAUUAUCUCAUUAUGCAAGAAGAUUCAUAUGCAAACUCUGAUGCAAUAUGAAUCAUUAUUUUAAGACAGCUAUUAUGUGCCAACGCUGAAGAUGAAACCUCGCGGGUGAAUGUUAGUAGUGGCUGUGUAGUGGAGCAAUGUCACAGCUCUGGGCCCACAAUAUUCCACUCUUUCCUAUACUUCAUGUGACUGGAGCAUAUUCAGCAAUGUAUGUUUGUACUACAUUACAAUUUGUAGGCUUAUUGGCAUAUGAAAACAGUAUUUAUGGUGGAAUAUAUUUGCAAUUGGAUCAUAUAAUAGAUGUCAUUUAGUUCUAGUGAGGGUUGGAUUUCAUAGCUGUAAAUUUAACAUGCUAAUACACUGAAGAAAAAAAGUUAAAUACAAAGCAAGUGUAUAUAGCAUAUCAUAGGCAUUAUUGGCUGUAAUAGGCUUACAACUGCAUCACUUCAAAAAGCAGCUCUUCAUUCAAAGCCCUCAUAAAACACAAAUUUUGUUUUAGCGUCAAAAAAUAUUUAUUGAUUUUUUAUAAGCAUUUAAACAAAUUUUAUUAUUUAGUAGCAUACCUGGAUUUGAAAAAUAAAUUGGAAAGAUGCUGAAAAAAGUUCAGUCACUUUAAUGAAAGUAUGUUGUAAUGACCAUCACCAAAACUUGUUCUUUCAUAUUCAAACAUGUAACCUAAAGCUAUUUUCCAUUAACUCCUUCAACUGUGUGCUGUGAAGCAAAUUUAUCUAGUCUGCUGUAAAUCAACCCAGGAGAAUUUUAGAUACUCUUUAUGGAUUUCAAAAUGGCCCUGUUAUACUGAUGCUCAUGCAUGCUUAUUCUGUUAUAAAUAUUAUUGUAUGUAAUAGUUGAUAAUCUACACCUCAUUUUGCUUUUCUGCUACAACUAAUUUAUUCAGACUCAAAGUAACAUAGAAAUAUCCAAAGGGAAAGAGUGAAAUGGUCAUUUUGACCUUUUUUCCACAAAGACUGGUUGUUCUGUUCAAGUUUCUUGGUGCAAUGUACCACAAGUCUGACUUACUUAUCAAGCAGGUCAGACUGUUUUCUAGGUGUAUGCUCCAGGAUUGACAAGGGCUAAGUGGUGCCUUUAGUCAAUGUUGUGAGGAUGAGAAAAAGAGAAAAUAAAAAAAAGAAAAAA